AUGAUUCCGUAUAUUUUGAACAUUUUACACAACUCUGGAACGUCGCAGGAUGUCUCUUCGAUUUGCUGGAAGUUGAGACAAUUCAAUUUUGCUGAACAAGUCACAGGAGAGGAACUUGAAGCCUCUACCAAGGAGGCACUCGAAAGAGUCGUAACCAUGGGACUUGUCCGAAAAAAUGCGGAAACAGAUACGUAUGCACUUGCAAACAAUUGGUUUGCACCUGAAGCACAGUCCUUCCAGAUGCAACUGCAUGAUGUUGUAAAUGACAUGCCGGGUGCUCUGGAUGAAUUAUCGGAUAAUUCUUCCAAAGAAUUUGCUACUACUUCCGAACUGCCGUCAGACUGUAUGGGACCGGGAAUGGGACAACGUCGAAGUCCUGCCCAGAUACGAGCAAUUGCCAUAUAUAGAAGGAUGCGCGAACAACGCGAACGGGAAGAACGUGAAGCAGCAAUGCGUGCCAGAAAACGGAAUAAGUCCCGAUCUCGAUCGCGAUCCCGCACGCGUCGUUCUAGUUCAAAGCGUUCGCAUACAACAAAUCGCCAGUCGACGGCACGUUCACGAUCACGUUCACGGUCGACUCCACGAACUCGCAGCACUAGCCGGUCCCGACGACGUUAA
Molecule: messenger RNA, 618 nt
Organism: Anopheles moucheti
Lineage: Eukaryota; Metazoa; Arthropoda; Insecta; Diptera; Culicidae
Product: serine/arginine-rich splicing factor 6-like
Exons: 2
Coding region: 1-618 (205 amino acids)
Source: RefSeq, a predicted model, not a curated record